AUGAUUGGUCGCAGUGGUAUACCUUCCUAUCAGCAAACAAUUAGAAAUUAUAUGAAAAUACAGACACGAGGCGAUUUUAAUUACCUAAUGUGCUUUCGGGAGGAAUAUUACUGUUCGAUCGAAUAUGAACUGGGUGAUGAUGACGAAGAAGAAAGUAGUUCAGAAAGUGACGAUUCGUCUGAUGAGGACGACGAUGAUGAUGAAUAUACAUUAGUGACUCGGUUUUAUGAAAAACUAUCUAAAUCAUGGUACUGUCAAUGUCCGACCGGUGAAAGGAGCUGUGAAUCUCCUAUUGAAUUACUUAAAGGAAUCAAUGAACAGCAUGAAGAAAUACAAAUUGAAUUUUUGAGAUGGUUUUCGGUGAUGACCUCAACUCAAGCUGGUCGUCUUUCAUUAAUUGGUGUUGAAGACGAUUUAGUAUCAACUUUUACUGAUUAUAUUCUAAAUGAAACAUAUUCGAAAUCAGUUAAAUACGAAAUUAUUGUUUUGUUAUACAAUCUAUUGUAUAUUGAUUCAAAUACUCGAGUACGAAUCUUUACUCGUUAUCUUCAACGCUGCUUAGCACUCACUAAUCUCAGUUUUCCUUAG
Messenger RNA from Didymodactylos carnosus, 588 nucleotides. NCBI's taxonomy places the organism in Eukaryota, Metazoa, Rotifera, Eurotatoria, Philodinida, Philodinidae. The record is from the annotation of a GenBank genome assembly.